Molecule: messenger RNA, 2456 nt
Organism: Silurus meridionalis
Lineage: Eukaryota; Metazoa; Chordata; Actinopteri; Siluriformes; Siluridae
Gene: rbms2b
Product: RNA binding motif, single stranded interacting protein 2b
Exons: 14
Coding region: 142-1341 (399 amino acids)
Cellular component (GO): cytosol
Molecular function (GO): mRNA binding
Source: RefSeq, a predicted model, not a curated record
UCUCUUCCCCACGCUCGGCGCCGAGUGACGUCACCAGGGCAGCCUCGGCGCUGAGCUCUCACCGCUUUCGUACGGCAACUCACACACACACACACACACACGGUCCGGGGAGGAGGAAUAAAAAAAUACAAAUAAAAUAAAAUGCUGCUCUCUGCACCGCCGAGGACCGGAAGCAGCCCGUAUAACGGCUACACUCACCGGACCGGCAAGAAGCAGGCAUAUAUGUCCUCCACCCAACAAAUGGCACCUCCCAGUCCCAACCCUACAACCAGCAGCAAUGGAAGCAGCAGUGGAGGGGACCAGCUGAGCAAAACCAACCUCUAUAUUCGUGGCCUCCACCCAGGGACCACAGACCAAGACCUGGUUAAACUCUGUCAGCCGUACGGCAAGAUCGUGUCCACCAAAGCCAUCCUGGACAAGACGACCAACAAGUGCAAAGGCUAUGGUUUUGUUGACUUUGACAGUCCUGCAUCUGCGCAGAAAGCUGUUACAGCACUUAAGGCUACUGGAGUUCAGGCUCAGAUGGCGAAGCAACAGGAGCAGGACCCUACCAACCUUUAUAUCUCCAACUUGCCCUUGUCCAUGGACGAGCAGGAGCUGGAGAGCAUGCUGAAGCCCUUCAGCCAGGUCAUCUCCACACGCAUUCUCCGCGAUGCCAACGGUGCCAGUAGAGGAGUCGGCUUUGCCAGGAUGGAAUCGACGGAAAAAUGUGAGACCGUUAUUCAGCAUUUCAAUGGCAAAUACAUCAAGACACCACCUGGAGUAGCAGUGCCCACAGAACCUCUGCUGUGCAAGUUUGCAGACGGGGGACAGAGGAAACGUCAGAGUCAGGGCAAAUAUCUUCUAAACGGUCGGCCGUGGAUGAGAGACGGAGAGACGGGUGGAAUGAUGCUGACCUAUGACCCCACCCCUGCCCUACAGAAUGGGUUCUACUCCUCACCCUACUGCAUCGCUCCCAACAGAAUGAUCACACAAACCUCUGUCUCUCCAUACAUGCAUUCCCCGGUUUCAACGUACCAGGUACACAAUCCGUCCUGGAUGCACCAUCAGUCGUACCUCAUGCAGCCCACGGGAACGCUCCUAACACCUACCAUGGAUCACACUCUGUCCAUCCAGCCUGCUGCCAUGAUGCCACUGACCCAGCAGCUCAGUCAUCUGUCCCUGGGCAGCACUGGCACAUAUAUACCUGCAAACACAGCUAUGCAAGGGACAUACAUACCCCAGUACACCCAAGUGCCUCCUGCCAGUGUCUCAGUCGAGGAAAACGGUGUCCAGCAGCCCCAGGUUACCAUUGAGGCGACCACAGAGCAUCCAGCAUACUCCUACCAGCAUGGCAAAUGAAGACAAGGUCUUCUGCAGCGGGAACGAAGGCCGUUACUAAAGCAAGAAACCCGAUGAACCCAAUUCAAGUCUCCUUUGCCCACAGACAUCAUCUCUAGCAGAAGAGUCAAUAUUACCUUUAGAAAUUGAUCAAUUGGAAAUCUGAUUGGUUGAAGCAAUAACCUUCAAGAAACAUGCAGUUUACACUACAGGCACUGCUGAUUCUAAAGACUCGACACAAAUUCCUUCGAUGCCGCAACACGGGACGUGACCGCUGAAAUACGAUUGGAUAGAAACUUCAACGUGAACAGACACUACUUGAAGCAGUGCACCCAAGAGAAAAGCUAUGAAAUGAAAAGAAGAGACUACUGGGAAUAAUUUAAUACACAUUCAUGUCCAAAAAAUAUAUUAAAACAUAAGAUUCUGUAUAUGACUCCCCAUUCCACUCUCAGAAUUCAUCAAGGACACAAAAUCACUGAAAUGAUCGGAUGAACUGACUGAUUUUAAUAUUAAGCAAAGCUCUUGGCCCCUGUGUGUGUGUGUGUGUGUGUGUGUGAGUGAUGAUAGACUAUUACAAUACGAUUGGCUGAUUGCUCAUUUGCAUGUUAUACGAGGUGGUAUCAAAGAGUUUCUAGACUAGUUUUGGAACACGCCAGCAGAUGGCAGCACAAAGCUGCCCGCACAGUCAGAGGGAGCACCGAAAUCCAUAAGUCAGUGUGCCAAAAGAAUGUCGUGUGUACAUUGGUGCUUUUUUUGACCACGUGCGUUAUCAUCAUGUACAGCAAAUUGGUCAGAAAAGCAAAAGUGAAGUUUACAUUGAUGCUGCAAUGAGUUGUUUUUGAGUGGCAUGCGUGCUUCCAGAGCGAAAGAGCACUGAAAGAAAGGGGCAAGAAUUUCAAUAGUGAGUUUUACCGAAGGAGGACAUUUGCCGAAAGCGGGCUAGUCUCGAAAUCUUUAAAACCACCUCGUAGUACGAGCCCAUUCAAAGGGCUAUGACCCUUUGUAAAAUUCUAUGGCAGACCCUUUUUUUUUUUCCUUCCGACCACACAAACAAAUCCAGAUUUGAACCAGACUGGACGCAACACUUCCAAUUUGCUUCCUCGAGCACUUCAAAUGACGGCGUCUCUCUUUUUUGU